Spirometra erinaceieuropaei is the source of this 20226-nucleotide messenger RNA. The record is from the annotation of a GenBank genome assembly. Lineage: Eukaryota; Metazoa; Platyhelminthes; Cestoda; Diphyllobothriidea; Diphyllobothriidae.
AUGACUAAGCGGGCGAAGAUGGCGUACUAUGCCGCCACCGAUGACCCCUCGCCCCCAUCUACGUCAUCCCUCGUAACGGAGUCGUCCCCCGAACCAUCGAUGCCGCACCUUAGCCCUGAAGUGAGCAUUGGUAGGUGUUAAAUGGUAUGCUAUAAGACGAUGUAGACGAUGACCAGGUUGCAGAUGACAGCUCGAACCCGUUCAGUGGCAAUUGCUUCUUGACAGAUUUGAGGGAAUUCUGCUUAAGUGUCCAACUACCGCAAGCAACAUUCAAGUUGUUGUUCCAAUUUUUGCGGAAAUACCACCCAGAGGUGCCCAAGGACCCGCGAACUCCCAUGCAGACACCGCGAGCAUGCGUUACUGAGUCCCUCUCUAACGGCAGCUACGUCCACCUGGGCCUUAAACGCGGUCUGUUAGAUGAGCUUCAACUUCGACCUUCGGCUUUGUUCCCGAAAAUACGGGUUCAACUCCACAUUGACGGAAUGAAGCUAUUUAAAGGGUCUGGCCAGUGUCUAUGGCCAAUCCUCGGUCGAGUCAGCUAUCCUGUCCGUGGACUGCCGUUUGUUGUUGGAGUGUUCUCUGGUUCCGGCAAGCCUGAGCCUUUGGAUGUAUUUCUUGGCCAGUGCAUCUCAGAACUGAAGGAUAUUCUGACCAGCGGACUUCAGGUCCCGGAUACGGACGCUGUAGUUAGAGUUGAGCUGGCCAACGUUAUCUGCGACACACCUGCUCGGUCCUACGUCCGGCAAGUAAAAGCGCAUAAUGACUAUUACGGCUGCGACAGGUAAUUGCUGUAAUCGACGAAAAUGUAAUCCUCCUAGGUGUUGUCAUAUGGGUAGGUCCGUGGCAAACCGCAUGAUCUUCCCCGUACACAGCGGGCGUCUGCGGGAUGACAGGUCAUUCCGCACGAGAAGUCAGGAGCAGCACCAUAAAGGCACCUCACCUUUCGAGGACUUGCCUAUUGAUAUGGUUGCUACAUUUCCAAUUGACUACAUGCAUCUCGUUUGUCUUGGAGUCAUGCGGAAGCUCCUGCAUAUGUGGCGGCUUGCAACUGGGAAACAGUCAAUUACUAUUAAUGAGUCUAUUAAACAAUGCAGUCAAUGUCUGCCUGCUGAAUUUGCCCGCAAGUGCAGACCUCUUGACUGUCUUGAAUACUGGAAGGCUGCAGAAUACCGGCAGUUCCUACUGUACAUCGGUCCUGUAGUCCUUGCUAACCAUCUCGAUUCCUCCCAUUAUGAACAUUUCCUUCUUUUGUUUGUUGCCGUUUUUAUAUUUUCCCAUCCCAUUUUGCAUAAAUCCCUCAUUGAUUUUGGACGUAUGCUAUUAGAUAAAUUUGUUUCCGAUUUCCCAAUCUUGUACAGUCCUGCAGAUCUUGUUUAUAAUGUUCAUUGUUUAGUCCACCUCCAUGAGGACGUUAGUCGUUUUGGAGUUCCAACUACCUCCUAUUCUCAACGAAAAGAAGGAGAAAGAACAAGUUAUCAGUAAGCAUGCCUUAUCACAUUGUCGCUUUAGGUUGCCGGACGGGGAGAACUUGCCGCCUGAAAUACGAAAUUUGCUGAAAGAAAUGAAGCAAGAGUGGGCGUGUGUAAGGUAAACCGAUUAAAACCCUUUAAUAUCAUAUAGGAAAAAAUUGGACUUCCUUUCAGAGGAAAUGGUCUGGGUGAAGACCCAUACACAAGAUAUCGAAGCCAAGCAAGCCGACAAUCGUCGAGCGUUGCACGCAGUAAGCUUUGUUUCCAAAGUGAAGCCUCCCAUUCUACAACUGCCUUUGCGGACUGCCGAGGCGUAUAAAGACUUUCUUGCGAAAAUUGGCUCGGACAAUGAGCUAGCGCAGGAAACGGUAUGUAAACAAGCUUGGACACUCAUUACUGCUUAUAGGUAAAGCAUUUGUCCACCGUUGGGGGACGGACUGAAAAGGAGUUCGUGCGUAAUCUCCUGACAGCCCUUCUUGGACCUCCCCUCUGCCAAACUUUCUGUUGGGCUGGCUCCAACGACAAGAAGUCUUUUGUAGGGAGCCCUCUAUUCAGUGUCCUAAGUGGUCUGUUUAUUAUGUUUUUUUUAACACCUGCAGAUGCAAUACGCUGUAAUGAGCAGUACCGUAGCUGCCAUUCCGAAGUAAUUCGGCAAACAGCUAUUGAAUGGUUCCAUGGAACACGAGACAGAUACGGCGGGCGAGCAAAACGGCGUCGAGUAGCUGAUAUGGUACUUACUUUUCCAACAAGUUUUUACAACACAUUGAUUUAGGGUUCCCUAGAACAUUCAACAAGCAGCUUUGAACUUUCGCAAACAAUAUCGGAGGACACAGUGAGUAAAUUCAUAUUUGCUAUGUAGCCGGCUAAGCUUUGACUUUCAGUAUAAUUUUUUUUCCUCUAUUUAAUAUAAGUAUUAUUUAAAAUUAAUUAAUCAACCAGUCUGCAUAAUUUUCUUAUGUUCAGUACAUUUUAUUUUUAAUUUCUGCAUUAAGACAUACAUCUAAUUAGCGGAUACCUCUUUAUGAUUUACUUUCAAAUUAAUUAAUACUGAUUUCAAUUUUUUUCAUUAAUUUGUAUCGUUAUUUUGACAGCUGUACUUGAUAAAAACAUUUACAGGGGACAUAAAUGACUUAUUAGCCGAAAAUAGAUGGCUAUGUAUUCCUUUAGUCCCCUCUAAAUGUUUUUAUAAAGUAUUUCUGACAAUUAUUUUUCUGGCAUUUUUUUUUCACACCAUAAGUUAUUUAACUGAAAUUUUUAUUUAAGUUGCCCUAAGGAAAUUUAAAGUUACUUAGGGCAACUUAAAUGUUACACCACGCAUGCCGUUUAGUAAAACAAAAUUAUUACUUAAUUUACUAUUAUGAAGAAUUGUUUACUAAUUAAUGUUUUUUUAGGAGCCUGCCGUGGACGAAAACUUCCGGCAACACAACGAUGCCGCGUAAUUGAUUGACCAGAACAAAUUCCUAUCCCAUAUGUCCCUUGUACAUAUUACUCCGGUUUUUUUAUUUUUAUAUGUUUAAUAAACUAUCAUAUGCCAAUAUUUGCUGUCCAUUGUCUUUGUUUAUGCAGACCUAGGGACAUGUUCGAGUUUUCGGCGCUAUCACUAUAUUUAGAGGGUGGGCAAUACCAAACAAAGGUGAGGGUUAUGGGUGUUCAUCGAUCAGAAGUCGAAUGGUAAAACCGGCCGUGCGGAGAACUAGGAAAGGAAUAAUACUGGUAACGUAAAUUGGGGGUUAGUAUCACGGAGAGCGUGGCGUCCCCCUGCGCGUUUUUUUUUGAGGACGGGGCCAGACGGGGCUGGGCCCCGCCUAGCCCCCGGGGCUAGACGGGGCUAUCGCGUCCCUAGCCCCGUCGUAGCCCCGUCAUAGCCCCGAAACGGGGCCCAGCCCCGUCUGGCCCCGGGGGCUAGGCGGGGCUAGACGGGGCUGGUGCUAGCACCUUACCAAAGACGAUCGGGCAGCAAUAUGCAACCCUAUCCAGAAUGCACAGAAUCGGUCAUCGUGUCUUACAGGAAAGGUGGAAGUAGGGGCUAUAUGAGUAGGGCUAAUGGGUGGAAAAGAGAGCAUUCAAAGGGAUUAGGUUUAGAGAAAAUGCUUUCAUUCCGUGAACAGAAUCAAAUAAGCCCGUGUGUAACCUCGAAGGCUAUCCCAAAAACGGGUUGCUAGCGCGAGUUAACAUCAAAAAACCAAAGAAAGCUAACUAUAGCGCCUGCUUAAUAGGACGCCAAGCUUAGAGUUCAAGGCUGCGCAAUAGCCAAUAGAAACCCAAGGACGAGGAGCAUUGGUGAACCCCAUAAGAGUAAAAAGGGGACGCUGGCCUAACGGCACGAUUCAUAAUGAGCUAGAAUCACAAUGCCAUGGGAGGAUCUUAUCUACGCACUUUUUCUUGUUAUCUCAUUACUUACCGGAUUUCUCGUGCAAAAAGGAAAUCGUGAUCUUCGAAGGAACAUCUGCGUCGGUGCUGGAAUUACACUGUCAGUUGUUGUGUGUGGGACGGAUGUUUGGCAUUCUUUCGUACUCGCGCUUGGUUUCAUUCUCUGUCAAGCUUUGAUAAGUCCAAGGUAGGAGACAGCGCUUUUCGAUUUCCUAGAUACCUCCACUACAUCACAUUCAUUUGGGGAUUUGCGUACCUCGGAUUCUUUCACAAUCUCCAAUAUUUCGGAUUCUCUAAACCUUCUUGUUUUUCCAAGAUAUACCAUUUAUUUCUAACUCUUAGGGUAAGUAUUGAAACGAUCGCUCAUUUGCAAGGUUGUUGGUGUUGCGUUUGAACUUCACGACACAUGGAAAACUGCCUACACGCUUAAGAAGCUGAAAGAUGAGAACACAGAAGAAUAUCAACAUUUGAAACUUAAAUUAAAGCACAAGGGGAUUUUUGCCUCGCCUUUCGACCUACUGUGCUAUGUUUACUCCUAUAUCGGAAUGCUCACCGGUAGGUUUUUGGCUGCUUUUAAUUCCUAAACGGAAAACGGGUCGAUCCCUUAUACUUCCCAGUAGUGUACCAGACACAUUUUUCCAUAUAUUUUUCCAAUAACCUGAUGGAAUCAUUAAUUUGGUGCAUAAAUACCUGCAAAUAUUUCCCCAUGAACCCGACCUAAUAAUGUUCGACGUAUUUUAUGCAAGCGUAGACUUCUUACCCAUCCAUCCACUCUUUCGCUGACAGUCAAGAAAUCCAUGUAUUUAGUAUUUUUGCCUAUAAGCGCUUUGAUGGAGGCUGUCUCCUGUCAGUAGUCUGCUCAAUUUUUGAAGUAAAGUCACAUUCGAUUUCAACAGACUACCAUUCAUGGCUUAGACGCGGUUAUUCGUUUUGGCAGAUUAACGGUUAUUAUUCCGGCAACUUUUUUUACUGCGCAUCCUUUCACCGUCCUCUAGAACUUACUUACUUAUUUGUUAUGGUCGCAACUUGUUUAGAAAUGCUCGUUUCUUUUUGCAACCCAACUAUUUAUUUUGGGUUAGCAGACGAUGGCACGUUCUAGCUGCAAAGGCAGAUGGGACCAGCGGUUGUGAGGCGAAACUAUUCGUUAUACUCAGUGUUUCUGUAGUUGAUCGAGCUCGCUACUUUUCCAGGUCUUUGUUUACAGAGGGCGCCUACAUAUUUUGUUUUCUAGAGGGCAUCAUGUUGCUUUUAUUAACGUUUCUUUUUAGCCGGUCUUAAUAUCCUAACUGAUACAGUCUUUCAGGUCUCGCCAUUCCCGUAAUUAUUGGACAACUGACUAAACUUUGCCCUUCGUAGACUUUAGGCAAACGAAAGUUCCUCGGUCUUUUUAAUGAAAAUUUUGUUUUAAGACUUGAUUGGAAAAACUAAACAUGUCCUCACAGAUCGCUGUUCUCCUUCUGACUCCAAAAUAAUUCUUUUCACAGCAUUGGUUAUCCCGCAUUCUCCCUCACCUACAACAAGUUAACCAUGACCUUAACUGCCUCCAUAUUUUCCCGCUCGCUUUUCUGAUGACCGAUUUUUCUUCAGCAAUCGAAAGUUCUCACAUGUAAUUAAAGAUUUUUUCGCGUCAUGGCAUGAACUUCAAACACCUACUUUGCAGUUACAGGAAAAAUCGUUGCCUGUCAAUAAUACCAUGCUCAUAAAAACACCCUCUCAGUAGGACAUGGUGCAAAUCCGUCUGUAGCUAAGUUAGUAAACAGCAUACGUCCUGCUUCUUUUAAAUUAGCAUCUGACUUGUCUUUCAACUGAGCUCCGGGCGCCGUCUUCGAAAAUCGAUAGUCGAUGCUCAUCCGAUAGAGAGAUGAGAGAGGAAUUCUUUUUAUUUUGAAAUCGUAUGUUAAAAAUUUUCAGCAAAAGAUUGGCUCCAUUCACUAUGGACAGUAUAUAAGUUAAUAGAUUAUUCAAGAGUCAAAGUUUAACACACAGAAACGAUUAUUAUGGGGAAAGUUCAAGUCUUAACUUCUGUAUUUCUGUCUCUUCGCACGUAAUAUGACGCGCUAGGAAUGGCAAUACAGAAGCUCGAUAAGCCGAUGUGCGACAGGAUAUAAGUCGGAAUAUAAAGUUGGAUAUAUUCGCAUUUCCUAACUAAUAACAUUUCAUUCCUUCCCCAGAGUUCCACAAAACUAGUCGGAUUCGAACUGAUUCAGAUUUCAGUUCCCGUUAUCCUGUCGGAUUUGGUCCAAAAGGGUGAAAGUUACUAUGAGCAGGAGAACAUAGUCUAUGAUCCAGUGUAAUUGCGUGGGGGUUUUUAACUCGUAUCUUCGGUUCCAGAGUUCAGUUUUAUUAAACUAAUCGUCCUAAAGUUGUUGAGUCGCAGAUAAUCAUGCAAUAUUAAGGCCGUAAUUCCUGCCGACUACAUGGCGAACUUCUGUGCCAUUCCAUGAAGUGCAGGCUUACUUUGGUAUUAAUGAAUAAAGCAAGUAAAAAUGAGUUUGUAUUGUAUGCUUACUGAAUUUAAACGUCCAUUUAGUAAGGGUGAAACAUAAAUGGUUUGCGAAAUAUACAAGCUUAAUAGAAAUCUGAAUGGCUACAGACAGUGAUACUGCGAAGAAGAGAUGUUGCCAUAAACCAGGUUCUCUGAAGUAGCCAUUCUUGGCUUGCUUGUCUUCAGGAACGUUUGGAUUUUUUCGGUCGGAUUGACGAAACGCCAUCUUCGCUUGGAGUAGCAUAACGUUUUUUGUCUGUUUCUUGCCUCACGUAGGUCCCUACUACUCAUACAGAACUUUCAAUGACAUGCUGACCGGCUGGCCUGCAAACGCACCCGGGGUUUCUCUUGAUCCGUUCUACCGGCGUCUGCAAGAAGCCCCCUUCUUCGGUGUUGCUUAUUUCUUUUCAUCCUAUUUCUUUUCAAUCAGCGUAAGUAAAUGUGGUGCCUUUUUGGUUUUGUUGUACAUUGGGGUGCUCAAUUUGGCAUCAGUUUGGCCACUCUUGAUCUGGUAACUUCUUUAAAACAUAUAAACUAGCGGUUACGUUUUGAUGUCUCGUGCCCCAUCAUACAGAAGGUCUUGCUCUCUUUUUUACCCAAGGAAGCUGGCAAACAACGCUCGUUGAUGAUUAUGUUGAUAGCCCUAUCCCUACUCCCUGCUUAUCGGGUUCUUUUUCCGUAGUGAUGUCAGGUAACGGUUUGUGUUGUCAUUAUCGGCGCUUAGACUCGCGGCACUAUUUUCAGUUUUUUGUCAAAUAACAAUGAAAGAAAUGAAGACUUGCAUCUUCAACCGAUAGUUUACUUCUAAACUAGACGAAUUCACGCAAUUUGACGUUUGUGCACAUACUUGGGGAUAAGAAAGGUAAGUGAUGACUGAACUUGUAAUUCCUCCUAAGACCUAUUUUUGAUAAAGUAGUCGGCCUUAUUGAAAGGCCGCUCACGAAUCCGACGGAUAAAGUUAGUCAUCCAAACUUUAGUUUCACGAUUUUGUAGACCAGCAAAAACCGCUGUUCAUAACCCUGUCCUCUCUAAAAGGGGUCUUAUAUUAUCAAAGGAAUAAAGUUCUUACUAAAAAUCUUUUCAGAUAGAUACCAGGUACAGCAGUACGGUUUUUUUUAAAACAGUGGUUUAUGAUGGUAUUUUCAAAAUAUCGUCAUUGAACUGCAUAUUUCGCGAGUACCUAUAAAACGAGGUGUAGUUUUAUUGCUUACGGAUCAAUUUUGAACUUUUGUCUUUAGCCAUCAUACCAAUUCCACUAAUGUUGGCUUUAAAAUUAGUGGUAGCUAAUUUUCCGAUAGCACCCCGAUUGCUCGCUAAGUGACACGUCCUUUAGGUACAAAAUUUCUUGAUGUGCGGGCGUUUUCUCCCAAAAUAACAGUCGUGGUCCGUCCUCAUUGAUUAUAACUAUCCACAACUUAUUGCUGAUCGCUGUGGGUAUUUCUGGGUUGCAAGGUAGAACAGCAUCGUUUAUUUUGUCCUUCGGUCAGGAUAGUUUACUGUACUCCACUCCCGCGAGAAAGAGGAGGAUUGCACGGCCAGAAGAAAUGGACACUGUUAUUUUUUUCCCGUUUGCUCAAUUUAUUUCCUCGACUUAUAAUUGACUUAUCAAAGACCUGCGCAUAUUAGUGACUUCGGCCGCCAAAUUUUUACUGCGCAAAAACGCACGUUCCCCUUAAUUGUGUGACUGUGGUCGUCAUUAUCAUCUUCGUUGCUCAUGUUUGCAAACAGACGCAGUUACCGUUGCCUUUUCUGCUGUAUGGGGAAACGCCGCCCUCUUUAUGUGAAAGUUAGGUGUGUUGCCCGGGGCGGCCUAGCCGUGCGUAGUAAACGCAGACGGGUUUCCCAAUCCUGUCACAGUCACCUGCACUCAUGAGAUGACCGGUUGACUCGGACGGUGGACUGGUACACGACAGAGGGAAAAGAGAGUGAGAUCGACUCUGGGGACUGCGCCUCCGCGACACUGCAGCGCAUUUCCUCACUAUAAACAAUCUAACGCACUUGAAUCUAUCACGGGGCGCUAAAAACCGUGGCUUGUAAAGAUUCCAAGUUGGUCCUCACAGGAUGGAGGGUCAGACUGCAAUGGCUCCUCAGUGUGACCUCUUUGGCACUCCCACCAAUUCAGGGUCCGUACCGCCCCUUUCUUGUUUGUGUUUGGAAACCUGGUCAAUCCUGCGCGGACCGACGGGCUUUUUAGCCUUACUAGCCACUGCGCGCUGUCCUGCCUCCGACUUUCAUGACUUUGUCCUGACACCGGGCCCAGCUGGCCUAAGGAACGGAGAGUACGGUAGACGUACCAGAAGUUUGCUUUUACUAUACACUAAUCCACGCACAAGUCACGGUCUGUACCUCUACCCAGGUUGUCCAUUUAGAUGAGUUUCUCUGCUCAUUCCUCGGGUCAGGUCAUCAGUUUUGUUUGUUUACUAUUUGCGCUGGUAAAAUCCUAUUCGGCGUCUUCCAUGAAGUCGACAUUUUGCUUAUUUUUACGAGAUACUUGGACGUCAGUAGUUUUGUAUUCGGACUUACCACUGUACGUCUUAGUGGGUACAGCAGUGGUGGGGCCCGCUGCCUUGAGCCUGCCUGUGAGCCAAAUACUACGCUGUUGCAUCCUUUCUAUCACCCGUUACGUUGGCAUGUCUGUCACCCAUUUGAUAAAUUUCUAGCUGCAAACUUUUUAUGGAAUAAAACAACGGGGAGCACUGAGGACGCGCAUCUACUUAUUUGGACUAUCCUAGUUCAAGAAACAAGCGCCCCACUCUGACUGUUGGUUCAUCCAGAUCGAGGUCUUUAUACAUGAACGGGGAAGAGGCUGUGUGUCUGGACACUAGUUUUAAUUUAACUGACAGUAUGACUGAAAAGCGACUUACAGUCUUCUUUGGGCUUCCUUUUGCUUCGCCAGAUAAAGCUAUAUGUCUCGGCUUGGGUUGCCAAGAUGAUGCCUUCUCAAGCUAACAAUCUUUUCCGUGAGGAAGACGGUGAUUUGGAAAACGAGGGUGCUUCUAUUUUGCCUUUUCUUGUCUUCUAAAAGUUCAAGGAUUAAAGUCUUUAGUCGGUUUUAUGGGAACCCAGAAGAUUACUUGUUGAGCGCAUCAUAACUUUUUGACGUUCGAUAUUUUGUUGAGCUGAAAUGGGGAUUUUGCUCAAGUGAAGACGUCUUUGCGGUUUUGAAGACCUUCCUCCGUCUCUCGGCGGUUUGUGCGCUGUGGGCACGUUUCCAACUGGCUACACUGGACUUCACGAAUGCAGCCACACACGACACCGAUUACCAUAUUUUCGCAAAAUUUGGAGUUUACUUAGGGCAGGGAAGCAUAUCUAGAGACCUAUUUAGUGGAACUCAUUCAACUUCUCCCGGCCGUUGAACACCUCUUCGGUUGCCAUCUGUUCUGAGCGACAUCAGAUAGCUCUACGUUCUUCUUUCUAUUCGUGUCUGACGACGAGCGCAAAACUAUUUACUCCGAUCCCCACGUCUGCAGCUGAAGACAGCAAUUCUUAUAGGCAGUAAUUAGUCGCCGGCUUAACUGAGGGCUGGGGGCUAAGCCGUUGUAGUCGUCGUACCAACGUCUGAUAUGCAGACUGGACUACCUAAACACCUGUGAUUAACCUAUACGUGCAUAAUUACCCACCACUUCACACUAGUCAUAUUUACGUAACCCGUCCCUUUCCGUCUGUGCUUUGUCGUUCUAAAAAAACCUGUGUACUAACUGAAAUACCGAGCUAUUAGCGUUUCUCCUAAUCACAAUGGAACCUUGUUUCGCUCCCCAUCAUUAGGAAUAAAUCUUUAACAAAGAUCCCAUUUUCUAACCGCGUGCGUCGCAUUAUUAUUUGAUGGGAAUAAAGUUAACUGGUAAAUAACUUUUCAUGUUGAUCCAACCGUGAAAAACUCGGCGAGCUCGGUGGGAUUCGAACCCACGCUAACAAGGCUUGAGUACAAUCAGCGCUGUAGCCACGCGAGCUACGAGGCCCAACCGAGAGCCACGAGGUUAGCCGCAUUUUGGUCAAAUUAGUCGCUCAGCCUACUGCAACGUACGCAAUCCACCAAAUUCGAUACAGAAAAAUGACUGCCCAGGCAAGAUUUCCUGAGGAAUCCAUCUAGAAACCACCAGAUGACUACUAGGUCUACUUAGUUCAAGCGCUUAAAUAACCCUUCCUCCUCAGUAUCGCGCUCCCCUGCUGAGGUCAGUCAUGCUGCGGCAUGCAAGAUCACUCUAUGAUAAAAUGGCCAGCUGAUUUAAAUCUGCCGAAAUCUAAUCUGUCCUGGAAUUCGUAACAAAUGCCUACCUUUUCUGCUUUCCUUCAGCAUGUUCGGUCACCAGGCUUCCAGGAUCACGGGUACAGCUACCGCUUCGGCUAUAUGAUGAUCAUCUUCUUCGUCUAUCGGAUGCGAAUUUACUUUGCCUGGUUGAUGGCCGAGUGCGCUUGUAUGGCCGCUGGCCUGGGAGCCUACCCGGCUUUAUCCAAACCUCAGGUUGGCGAAGGUCCGACCGAUCUCAGGGCACUAGAUGAGUAAGUAACCUCGUCAUCGCCGAACCUCACUGAUUAACUGUAAUCAUCACCGCUGGAAAUUUCCCUACUCGAGGUUUAUUCCUCUUGUCCUCGUCUAUGUCCUUUCGCCUUUUUCCCUGAGCAGCCACGGCCAAAAGGCUAUAUGCCCACCGCUGACAGCCCUCAGAUCAAGGCUCUUUCAGUCGGGGCUAGUAUUGUCUUUCACAUUGGUGAUAUACAACUGGCCUUAAAGCAUUUUUUACUGUUGCCGAAUAUCUCAGCAGACACCAAACAUGAUCAAUAAUCUUAGAAAGUAAAGCACUGUGACAGGAUAUAGCUCAUAGAUGUUUUGGCAGAUUUUGAAUAAUUCAUAUUGACGCAACUAUGGAAAACUCGCGCCUCGGUGGGAUUCGAACCCACAUAUCAAGAGGAAGGCUUUAAUACAGCCAACGCUCUAGCCACCUGAGCUACGAGUCUCAACCGGGAGCCAUGAGUUUAGCCACAUUUUGGUCAAGUUAGUCGCUCAGCCUACUGCAACGUCUGGAAUACACCAAAUGUGAUACAGUAAGUUGACUGCCCAAGCAGGAUUUCCUAAAUAAAUCACCUAGAAUCCACCAGAUGACUACCAGGCUUACGUAUCAGAUUUGGUGGAUUCCAGACGUUGCAGUAGGUUGGGCGGGUAACUUGACCCAAGUGUGAUUACACUCGCGUCGUCCGGCGGGGCCUCGUAGCUCAAGUGGUUAGAGCGUUGGCUGUACUGAAGCCUUCCCCUUACUGCGUGGGUUCGAAUCCCACCGAGGCGCCGAGUUUUUAACAGUUGAGUCAAUAUGAAUUAUAGGCUAUACUCUUAAAGUCGCCGUGAUUUCCUGAAAACGGCACGACUUUUCAUAGGUAACUUCAUCCAGUUUACGUAGGCCUGAAACUCAGACUCCAACUUCGUUCAAAGUGUUUGCAUGUGACUUCGUUCACGGACGUAGGCCUAUAAGCACCCAAGUUUAAUCUAUGACGCUUGUUGGCAUAUAGAAUCGUUCAGAUUUAAAUAAGUUCUCAUGUUCACCUCAAACUACCAUAUUUUCCUUUAUUCAAACAGCCCAAAAGGUAGUUUGUGCGAGAAAAGGCCUCCAUCGUGCUAGAUUAAGAACUGGAGGCCACAAAGUCAGAAGCACUCCCGAGUAACCAUUUAGGCUCCGGUCAUUGCGUUUCAUGCGUUCACCCACCUGGUGUACUUCUGUGCGUAUUUACCGUCGGACAGAAUGGAACAAACUCCGUAUUCUUAAAAUUAUCCAAGAUUUUGAAGGUCAUUUAGCAUUUUUCCUUAGAGCCGAAGGAGUCGACUCUCGACGUCAGCACUGUCAAAAGCACUUCAACGGGUAUCUUCAUGCUGGCCACAUUGGUAUCUUCAGCUCUAACCGCACCGAAUGCCUCCCUUGCACAAUACACACGCCGCAUUCCCCUGCUUUUUAAUUGUUCAGUGACUGCUCCACUUCAAACAGUUUUAAGUAAAGUACUUGCAGAGACUUCUUUCUAAUCUACUGCAUCUUUAGUCAGCUGUGUUGUUUCACCAGCAUUAGCACUAGACAAGACUGUUUGUAUAAUGUUUUGUCUGUAAUUCUGGGCACUCAUGAUUCAUGUAUCAGAAAGUCGAUGACUGUGCGUUGUUUACUGACGGUUCUACACGUGCCAAUGUGCUAGUCCGCAUUUCAGUUUUUGUCUGUUAUCAGAUUGCACCAUUUCUCCCCAACACACCACAAAGGGCGUAACUAUCAUCCAGUCGGUACAUUUAAUAGAUCAUCUAUUUAUUUUCGCACAAAUUUGAAUUCACAAUAAAAGUGCCUUGCGUCAGGUUAUCUUCAAUGGACAGGUUAAAGUACGACUUGCCUAACUAAACAAACUCAAGUCACAGAGAGAUUUGGGAUCGUUUGAGGCAAGGGUAUGGUUUACGCCCGGGGUCACUUACUCCGGAGAGCAAGUGUGUUGAGGAAAAGAGCCGAACAUCCAAGAACUUUGUUGUAUCACAAAUUCUGAUCCUUGAUACUGUCACCAAUCAAAAGGGGACGCUAUUUUUACCAUUUAAUGAGAAUAAUAAAUAAAUUUAGUGCCCAUUUGGAGGCAUUGUCAAAAAGACAUUGCAUUGUCGUAUUUUUACUCCCAUGAAUACCUUGCAGCUUCUUGACCAACCUAACGCAGCAGCCACCGAGAGGUCUUUUCAUUCCUUUCUCUGGCACCUACAAAUAAAUAUCGCCAGUCGUUUAGCACCAUUGCUCCCCGUAGUAAGUGACCCCGGGCGUAAACCAUACCCUUACCUCGAUUUAUUGUCGAUAACUAGUAAUAUUUUUAGUCCGGAUAUGCAUCGAGUAAGGAUGGCCUAAACAAAUCAGGGAGCGGGGUUCUGUGCGGAAUUUGGGUGACACAAUGCUUGAUCCAUGUCCUAAUUCUAUCGACGUCAACUUCCCCCAAAAAUAUUUUCGUGCGUUGCUAACUUCGUGAAAACACGCUUCAGACGGCAGGCCUUGUACUGGGUGCGCUUUGAAUCCGAAUAGCUGAUUAAAGUAAGAUUUUUUGUCUUCGAUCUCUACUUUCGUGAUUGGCGACACAAGACGUCGUCUUUUGGGGUAUGCGCGCCCACUUUAUUGCUUGACCGCUUCCCUGCGCUGGACAGGAUUUUUUGUGCGAAUCAGUCUGUGUGGUCUCAGAGUUGCCGCCCUCAUCUGUCUCCUAAGAGUUGGUCCUUCUAGGUUUCCACUCUCCUGCUUCAGUAAUUACGCGGGGAAUUUUCUCCCAUCAAGCUUCUAUGUCCUUCAUUUUGAGAACUAAAAAGCGCAGAGUUAACAUUGUGAUCGUUCUAACUUGCCGGCUGACAUAAAUCCCUCUCGGCCGUAGCGCCCUUCCCCAGCCAUUAUGUCCCUGCCUUUAUGGCUUUUUCUGUUGCGCCUUAUCGGCGCUUUUGCUGUCUCGUUCGCAUCGUGGACGUUUUUGAUUUGGGCGCACAGGCGCCUACGUUGUUGUGUCCGUGACCUUCAAGAAGCAAGAAGGUUUAAAAGCAAACGUUAGUCGGCCACUGCAUGCUACUGGCCUUCGCCAUGUGACCUCAGAGUAUUCAACCGCAGGUUCGCUUGUACUUUAGGCGCAUCGCAUGUCCCUCACCUUUGGCCGUCCGCAGUGCACUUUUUUAAAAAUUGGGACUUUCACCUCUAGUCACUAUUUCCUAUCCUGAUUCCGCAACCUUAUGGGUCUAGGAGGAAGUAAUGGCUAAUCUUUGAAGACAAGCCAGGAAGCUGCUGAAAUUCAUCUGUUCUGGAUGUCAAAACACGGCAGGUGUUGGGUCGCCUGCUAGUUUGCAAGGAGUUCUGUUUACUGACUUACUUCGCUCAGUUGUUCUUGCCUAUCCGCCUGAGGCUAUGCUAGUCUCAUCAAAUGCAAUUACUGCAGAGCCGGUUAGGCCCAGCGUAAACGAAAAACCGGGUACAGAGUUUCCCAUAGUACAUGGAUGUCAUCGCCUCCUCAUCUUAAUUCCUCUCACAUCUGCGUAUCCCACUUGAAUAGGCUGAACCGAAACAGACAAAAAUUGGCCGUCUUCAACAUGUCCGUCUGCUGAAUCAGGAUCUUUUAUCUUGCUGGCUCAAAAGUCUAGCUGACUGUCUGUCUGGAAAAAUCUAACUUUACUUUGACUUCAAACCUACUUCAAAGCGCAGCGACGGCCUUUAUAACGAGCUGGCGCUCAUCAUCACCGGCCUCUGCGCCUGAUCUUUUCGUAGUGAACUCAGUGGUAAUAUCUUAUUGCCUGUCCCCCGACGAUCUCACAAAUCUCUGUCUUCAAGGGCCGAUUGGGCGGACAGAAUAUUUGUCUUCCCAUGUUGUCUGGUAACGUCCACACGGAGCACGGAGUGUUCGCUUUGGUAGAUGUGAAAUCUACUGAAUGUCCUCUCCCUCAUCCAUUAUUGUCUGAAAUUUGUGAACUGUCGCUCCACUUUUUGCCGCGCAGUUUUUUUUUAACUAUGCGAUUUCCUCAUUUCGCACCAACUGCGCGCACUUUUUACUGUCAAAACUACAGCCGAUGGUAAACGUUUGGAACUGAACAGAGUUGAUGAGUAUUUGAUCACGGUUGAGGUUUCUGGUUAUAGUUUAUGCGAUGUCUGUCUUUAAUUAAUGAUACCUCUUUCCCUCUCUCAAAAGUGCUCAUUAGGAAUGACAUUUACCGAUACAUCGUGCUCGCUAGGCGGGUUACGAACGCUCGCCCUAUACGCUUGUUUACGAUCGCAGCUGGCAGAACUUGGACCGAGUGAACAUAAAGUCUGGUUUUGGGCCCAAUCCCUCCCAGCAAGGUAGUUGGUUGACAACGGUAAACAAGCCAGAAACUGCCACCCCUUUUUUCAUUGCCUUCGGCACUUAUCGAAAGCUAAAAUGCACCCCCUCCCUUUGCGAUUUUUGCUUACAGGUGGAUGACGGGUCUGAACCUAGAUAGCUCUGCUGAACGGACCGAAGAAGAAUCAAUCGACCUGGACUCCGCUUCCGUCGAUCUUCAGGAUCAGGAAGCCCUGGACGACUUUUAUACUUUCGAUACUGUUCGAACAGUCAGUGUGUGGCAGUGUGAGUUCUCACCGACCAUUCGCGAGGGCAUGAAGGCCUGGAAUAUGACGGUUCAACACUGGCUCGCCAAGACAAUAUAUCUCCGUUGUCCCGGGCCGCGGCUGUUCCGGUAUGUUUUGCGUUAAAUACAACACUUACUGAAGAGCUUUCUAUAAGACAUAUCGGCACACAUCAGCUAACCAGAAGAGCUUAAAUUUCCAUAUGCCAAGUUGGCCAUUUUGGCUCAGUUCAUGAUGACACUGUUUCACUGGUGGUUCACCCGUCGAACACGCCGCUAACUAGCACUUCUGGGUGACUUGUGCAUGAAUUAGGUUAUAGCGGAAAAUAUGUGCGCAACGUUGAACACGCAUCGUCACUCGUCGUAUUCCAACGGUCGGUAGAGACGACCAGGUCUUGGACCCGAACGUCCCGUAUAUCUCGACGCACUUGCAACUCGCUCUGAGAAUGGCUGGUAUCUUAUUGGAACAUGCAAUUCGGUGGCAAAGCCGUUCCGCUAACACGCAGAAUUCGGAUGAGGAAGGUGUACACUACCUCUAUCGCUAAUGAAGUGUUUCCACCCUGGAUAAAGUUAUUUGAAGCCUGAUUCAACUAUAUGAGAGAGACCAACUGUUUUGUCACACGCGCUGAUGGGGUCCUUAUGUGGAGUAAACAUUGGGCGCAAACACUGCUUCAGUCGUCCCCGUUUAGACUUGACCGGCACUUGGUGCGAGCGAAGGGUGAACAAGGCCGAUUCAUCACAUACAGUAGGUGUGCUAACUCAUGAAAUAUUAACCGAAAUUCUGAAAUGCGUUUUGGUUUCGAAAAGAUUACUUAAGACAGAUUGUAAAAUUAAUCCCCAUGCAGCAUAAUUCUAUUAUAAUUCAGUUACCUCGGGAUGCUGGCUUUCGAAAGAACUUUUUCCGGCCGCAUGCAAAAACUACACUCUGUAAAAACGACCAGUUAAAUAGCAUGAAUUUUUCUCAUUGAUUUUCGAUACCCUUAAAAAUUCAAUUGUAUUUCAUGGAAAGCAUGCAUAAAAAUAUUCAUUCGGUAGAAACUUAUCUUUUCUUUCAAUUUAUAUCUGAAGGAAGGGUAUAAAUCGGUUUUCAAAAACGUUCUCAAAUUUCCGAAACAUUUUGAACAUACCCUGCCGUUACACUUGCAUUCAGGGCUCCCAAACUACAAGCCAUAUAUUUUUCGCGUACAGAAAAGUAUACAUUUCUCUACCAUAUUAAAAGGAGACUAUAUGCGGUUCAUAAAAGUCAGCAGUGGAUUUGAGACAUUGUAAACUUUACAAGCCACAUUAGCAAAUGCAGAGACACGAUGUUUUAUGAACGGGCAUUUCACGGUAUAAACAAAUCUCAUGAUUAGAGAAUUUUCGAAAAUCGAAUUAUACCCUUCCUUCGAGUAUAAAAUUGGAGGAUGACGUAAUUUCCUACCGAAUGAGUAAAAGAAUGGAUAUUUUUAUGCGUUUUUCCAUGAAAUAUAAUUGAAUUCUUAAGGGCAUCGAAAAUCAAUGAGAAAAGUUCGUGCUAUUUAGGCAGUCAUUUUUUACAGUGUUUUUUGCAUACGGCCGGACAUUUCGUUCGAAAGCCGGCAUCCCGAGGUAACUGAAUUAUUAUAGAAUUAUGCUGCAUGAUGGUUAAUUUUACAACCCUACUUAAGUAAUCUUUUCGAAAUGAAAACGCAUUUCAGAAGUUCAAUCAACAUUUCGUGAGUAAACACACAUACUGUUGAUCAGAAGAAGAAGAAGAAGAAGAAGAAGAAGAAGAAGAAGAAGAAGAAGAAGAAGAAGAAGCGAUCGCUGGAACAAGGGCUUUAUUCGCCCGAUGUUUCGGACUCUCACUUGAAUCCAUCAUCAGAGACAGUGGCAGAAAAGGGUGACUUGUGCACAGGAAAAUCGCAGUAUUUAUAGGAUGCAGUCGCUAUGCUACCGCAUACCUAUAGCAAUUAACCGCGCUCCCUUUCGUCAAGGAUGGGUGCCCGCUGGUGCCAUAAUGGCUUAAUGACCGGCAUGAUUGUUAAUCGUCGAAAUGUCAUCACCCCUGUUAGAUGCUGGCGUAAUGAUUGCUCAGUCAUCUGGCUCACCGGCUUGCGCGCUUCCCGAGUGAUCAAUUAUCUUGGCCAGCCUAUGCCUCAGCACGGAAUAUGGAGUGGGAAUGUCGCUGCACUUGUUGAUAGACUGAGGUCCCGUGAACCAUGACUCAAGCAACUCGCGGCUCACGCGAUUAUCCCCUCUCGCGAGUAUUUCGGCCUCCUCGAACUUGAAUGUGUGGAUAAUCGCGUGAGCCGCGAGUUGCUUGAGUCAUGGUUCACGGGACCUCAGUCUAUCAACAAGUGCAACGACAUUCCCACUCCAUAUUCCGUGCUGAGGCAUAGGCUGGCCAAGAUAAUUGAUCACUCGGGAAGCGCGCAAGCCGGUGAGCCAGAUGACCGAGCCAUCAUCACGCCAGCAUCUAACACGGGUGAUGACAUUUCGACGAUUAACAAUCAUGCCGGUCAUUAAGCCAUUAUGGCACCAGCGGGCACCCAUCCUUGACGAAAGGGAGCGCGGUUAAUUGCUAUAGGUAUGCGGUAGCAUAGCGACUGCAUCCUAUAAAUACUGCGAUUUUCCUGUGCACAAGUCACCCUUUUCUGCCACUGUCUCUGAUGAUGGAUUCAAGUGAGAGUCCGAAACAUCGGGCGAAUAAAGCCUUGCUCCAGCGAUCGCUUCUUCUUCUGAUCAACUAGUUCCGGGAACUCGCAUCUUCGCUUGUAUCGACACAUACUGUUCUUUACCCAUAAUAAAUGCGAGUUCAACUUUUAUUUCUUCACUCUUCAAAGAGCCUAACGUCGUAGUUUGGUAGGUUGCCGGCUGACUUGGUCCUCUCCAGGAAUGACUGUCAGGCUACAACGACUCCUGGCUGGCGCCCGUAUGUAUUGGCACGUGUAGCCUGCAUAGACGGAUAUUCAGUCUCUUAACUCACGUAUAUCUCCCUUCGUCUUGCCUUAUCUCGCCAAUGGGACAUUGUGGUCACGAGAAGAGAAAGUAGGUAGACACGACCAAAAGCUCCCUAACAGUAGUUUGAUUCACACGAAAGCCACCACUGCACUAUCGGUACAGUUGGAGUCCUCAUUUCUUGCGAUGGGGGAUGGUACCGUCAAUCCGACUCAUACGCAGCUCGUUGUUGUUCCUCCCUCGAUAGUGGUGGCUGUCUUCGACUUCGAAAGGCGAGCUGUUAAGUGUAAAUUAUAUGACCCUGGGCCUCAUUCAAUCAAAACGACCCGAAUUCUAUCACAGACGGGCCAUCCUGAUUCAUCGCUGCCUUUUUAGAAUGUAUGUAGCAGUAGCUUAAGAUGCAUUUGAAUGGGUGGAAUGCCCCUGCGGCCACUGCACUCAGUCGCACUCACAGAACUUCUGGCCGACAGGAUGACAAGCAAUUGCCUUCAGUAAUUCAUCCUUAUUCUAGUUCACUUACACAAACAACCAACUUAUCUGAGUCAGGGAUAAUACUUUGCAGGCUGAGGGGAAAUACUUGGAUUCCCUGCGCGCUCCAGGAUUUCGUCAGUGGGCAAGGAGGGAAAAAGUGGCAAAGGAUGCGCUUCGCAAUUAACGGAUUAUGCCGGUGACAGCUAGGCACACUUUUGACCGGCGUAUACGUAGUCCGCACGCCAUUCCCCGGCGCGUGGAGAACGAGACUCUCGAUUCCCAUAACUGUCACUUAUGCCGUCACCAAGGCGCGUUGCUGUAGUGAUUUUAUUUAGCAGUCCUGCCAUGGUAGAGUGCGCAGAGGGCCUGGUCAGUGUUCAUCCGACGUCCAGUGUCGAUCAUUCGACCUAAAUUCGAGCUUGGGAACCUUCAUUGUUCCGUAAAUAUUCUUUUUUCUCUCACAAAAAUAUGGGACGAUUGGCCCGGUUCAGCGAGAAAAAGGGAAGAUGCAUGCUCAAAUGGAAGUCAUCUGGGAAGACCGUUCCUAUUUUGCCUCCAAUUCCAGGCGGCUAAGGACAUGCGGCGUGUAUCCUCAAUUGAACGGCCGGAAAUAUCUCGACAAAAGUUAUUUAAAGUUUGCGUUUCCAUAAACCACUCCUGGUCUGUUCUUUCCUCUGGAAUACAUUACUAAUAAGAUAAGGGCAAGGUAUAGCAUGCGCAAUCUUGAUUGGCGAUAGCUAAACUGAAUUGCCUUUAAAUUAUCUCGGCGCCCUUAAACUCGGAAAGCUAUCAUCCCGCAUGAUAGAUUAGUUCUUGAGAGGGAUGCAAAAGCAUAAGCUAGGGCUAUAUCUUUCCGACAUUUAGGUUCGUCUAAAUACCACCCAUCGCGCUACGGAACUCACUCGUCCCGUUGUGCAUUACUGGCUCUCUCUCAAUCCCCGCCAGCAACCGCACAACAGCGCGUACUCUAGACAGAAUAGCAUUACUGACAAAGAUAAGGAGAUUGGGAUGACAAUUUCUGGCUUAUUAAACGUCAUCAGCCAACUGUACCCAACUCCCACUGACUCUGUGGCUCAGUGCUACGGGCGUUAGACUGCUGAUCUCAAAGCCUGGCUGAUGACGGCUAAUAAGCCCCGAAUGGCCAUUCCAGUCUGCCUUGUCUUUGUCGGAAUUUCUGUUCUGCCUACAUUACUAGUCGCUGUACGACUGCUGGCGAAGCUUGAGAUUGAGCCCCAAGGCACUCACCAAUCACUUUUCGGAAGUAACUUGUCCCGCUCCGUCUUGAGUCUUUGCCUCUCGAGCCCUUCUAUAGGUUGUCUGUUCUUUUCUGCCAUUGCCCAGACUUUACCACUGUGUUCGAAUCAUGCCAUUGCUCUCGUCACUGUUAUCUUUGUCUCCUCCAGCUCCUUUGUCACUAUGUUGAUAAGUGCCUUUUGGCAUGGCGUUGA